AUGAGUAAAGCAGCUGAAAAAAAUAUGGAAGAUCAAAGAACACAUUUUGAUGAAAAAGAUAAAAAAAAAUUAUUUUUAUAUGGAUAUGAACAACAAUUACUUUAUGGAAGAAUAAAUUGGAAACUAGCUGAAAAAAAGAAAAUAACAAAAUAUCCCCUAAAUACUAUGAAAAAUUUAUGGAAUAAUAGCAUAGCUAAUUGUUUACCUCAAUUCAUAGAGAAUUAUUCAAAAGACGUAGAAAAAUUAAAUGAAAUGAAAAAACAAAAUAAAUUGAAAAUAAUUCCAAAAAUAAAAAAAAAAAAAAAAAUAAUUCCAUCAAAAGUCCAAUUCGCAAAACAAAGAUCAAACAUUUCUAUGAAUAGAGUCAUUAAAGGAGCAAGUUUAGAUUAUAAAAAAUUAAAUACACAUAACAUGAGAAAUAAAAAAAAUGUAAAUUCUAUUUUAAAAAAAAAAACCCUUAAUAAAUCUAUUGAUAAAAAAAAAAAAAAUGUCGAAUUAAAAAAUAAAAAUGUUAAUUUAAGUAAAUUAAAAAAAAAAAAGGAGGUGAUUAAAAAAAAAGAAAAUGUGAAUAAGAACAAAGAAGAUACUAAAGUUGAAAAAAUUAAAAAAGACGAAAAACUUAAAAAGAAUGGAAAAAUUAUCAAAAAUGAAAAAGAAAAAAAUAAAAUACAAAAAGAUAAAAACGGAAAAGUUGCUAAAAAUGAAAAGAUCAAAAAAGAUGAUAAAAAAGAUAAAAUAAAAAAUGACAAAGUAGUAGUAAAAAGAGUUGGAAAAAAUGAAAAAGACAAGAAAGACGAAAAAAGUGAUAAAAUAAAAAAAGAUAAUGAAAAAAAAAAAGAAAAGGAGAAAAAUGAUGAUAAGGAUAAGAAAGAAAAAUUAAAAAAAGAUGAGAAAGAUAAAAAUAAAGAUAAAAAAGAUAAAUUUAAGAAAGAGGAUAAAAAGGAAGACAAAAAAGAAGAUAAAAAGGAAGACAAAAAAGAAGAUAAAAAGGAAGAUAAAAAAGAAAAAAAAAAAGAUGAUAAAAAAGAUGAUAAAAAGGAUGAUAAAAAAGAUGAAAAAAAAACUAAAAAAAAUAUAAUAAAAAAUCAGAAAAGCAGAAAAUAA
Messenger RNA from Plasmodium relictum, 1104 nucleotides. Its product is annotated as conserved Plasmodium protein, unknown function. The record is from RefSeq and is a predicted model, not a curated record. The transcript has 4 exons. Lineage: Eukaryota; Apicomplexa; Aconoidasida; Haemosporida; Plasmodiidae. Bases 1 to 1104 code for a protein of 367 amino acids.